Messenger RNA from Penicillium canariense, 261 nucleotides. RefSeq lists its product as uncharacterized. The transcript has 3 exons. Lineage: Eukaryota; Fungi; Ascomycota; Eurotiomycetes; Eurotiales; Aspergillaceae. Bases 1 to 261 code for a protein of 86 amino acids. The record is from RefSeq and is a predicted model, not a curated record.
AUGGCGGCUCCUCCCGAAUGCGAUGAGUCGCUUACGACGGUUAUGCAAUUAUGCGCUGAACGAGAUCUUUUGACGCGGCCCGAGGGCCUCGAAACUCACAUCCACAGACGGUUUUUAACCGCCCGUCGAUUCGAUCCCGAUGCUGCCCUUAAGCAAUUCCAAGAAGCAUCACAGUUUCGCCGAGAGAAGCAUAUCGUCAAGCUUUAUGACAUGGUUGAGAUUACUGAUUUUGAGCAAGCUCGCCAAUUUCACCCACAUUGA